Molecule: messenger RNA, 945 nt
Organism: Hyaloscypha bicolor E
Lineage: Eukaryota; Fungi; Ascomycota; Leotiomycetes; Helotiales; Hyaloscyphaceae
Product: glycoside hydrolase family 5 protein
Exons: 6
Coding region: 1-945 (314 amino acids)
Biological process (GO): glucan catabolic process
Cellular component (GO): cell surface; extracellular region
Molecular function (GO): glucan endo-1,6-beta-glucosidase activity
Source: RefSeq, a predicted model, not a curated record
AUGACCUCCUCCGUUCUCUCCCUCGGUCUUGAAGCGACAAAGUCAAAAUGGGAAGCUCACUGGCGAAAUGGCAUGAAGGAGGAGGUUUUUGGAAUGGCUUGUGAACGAGGUGCAAUGUUUAUGAAAAAUUCCUCGCAGGCUGUGAAAGAGGUAAUAGAGAGGACGGGGGAGUCGGGGUUGGGUGUACUGAUUGGUUUCCAUGCUGCGUGUGGAGGGGCGAAUUGUGAUGCUCAUUCUGGGAUUAGUUCUGGAAAUGCCGGGUUGCGGGGGAAUAAGGAGAAUCUGGAGAGGGGCGAGGUGGGGCAGAGGGGAUGUGGGGGUGUUAUCGAGGGGAUUGGGGGCGUGGAUGAGGGGAUUACGGUGUACAUCUCGGACGGAUGGGAUUUGAAAAAGGUGUUGGAGUGGGUGCGGAAAGGGGGGAGGAGGGGAAAUCCGGUGGUGGCGGACACGCAUCGAUAUUAUGCCUUUAGUGAGAGGGAUAGGAGCCAGUCUCUUCGGGAGAUUAUUACUAGGUUGGAAGGGAGUGUGAUAGAUAGAGGGGUGGCGCAGGUUCUUAUUGGGGAGUGGGGUUGUGUGCUUGAUGGAAACACUUGGGGCCGUGUUAAGCCCGAGGGAAGAGAGGGUCUUGUUUGGGGGUUUGGACUGGCUCAGAGUAGGAAGUGGCAGCAGAGAACUGGAGGAAGAGUCAGAAGUCGGAUGCAGGCUGCUCAAGUGAGGAGACAGGGCUUGGCAAGUUCGGCGAGACGAGCUCAUGAGGAACAUGGGAACCGUACUUGUCUGGGAAAGACAUUUGAGCAUGACUUGUAUAUCGAGGGGUGGGAAGUUGGGUUUUAUGAUGCCCUAAAGUUCUUUAGGAUGAGAGCUGAUGGUGCUUUGGCUAAGAAACGGUUGGUGGAGUCUGGAAAGAGAGGAGAAUUUGUUCAGGAGUGGGAACCAAGUCUCUGA